CGGUGCAAACAUGUCUCUCUGACCAACGCUUGAUAGGGGUCGCCUCAAAGCCCUUCCAGCACUAUCUGUGAACGCCCAUGGACUCCUCUAACAUGACACGUGUCCCUGUACCAACGACACUCUCCUCACAGCUGUUUCCUUCACGUGUCCUGAGCGCUACAAAACGGAUAAUAUGGAGUUUGUUAUUGUGGGUGGCAACGAUGGCGUCACCGCAGCCAUCACCUAGUAAGCUGAGCAAAUACACAGCGAUGGGGCACCGAUAUCUCUCCCGCUGGGUGUCGUGGUCAGGGACGAUCUCCACGCCCCCAGGAUCCCCGUCUAGGAGUUCACCCAACGAGAGCGGCAUCCCCUUGUCCCCGCAGCCUCCGAGAGCCUUCCAGCCUCGGUCCAGGGCGUCCUCCAAGGUCUCUAACAUGUCGGAGGUGCAGGCGGCGGCAGGUCAUGUUGAGUACCCGCUGGUGCCCAAGCUGCCCGUGCCGCCGCUGGGCCAUACCCUCGGCUGGUACCUGACCCACCUCAAGCCGGUCCUCCCCCAAGACGAGUACAGGGUGGUGGUCGGGAUCGUGGACGAGUUCGGGAAGCCAGGAGGUAUUGGUGAGAAGAUCCAGGGAGAACUGAUCAAGAGACAAGACGCCAUGGAUAACUGGGUGUACAAUUGGUGGCUGGAUGACAUGUACCUGAACGUGCCACUGCCGUUACCUGUCAACAGUAACCCUGGCAUGGUGUUCCCCCAUCAGAAGUUCACUACAGACGCUGACAUGCUCAAUUUCGCAACCCGCCUCGUCACGGCAGCCCUCGACAUGAAGGAGAGGAUCGAAGCAGGUGACCUGGACGUGGACCGGUGCAGUGCUAGGGAGAGACACCAGCCUAUGUGUAUGGCUCAAUACAACCGGGUGUUCUCCUCGUACCGGAGACCAGCCAUCCCUAAGGACAAGCUGCUCUCCGUGGUCGAGUACCAACAGGAGAACCAACACAUCAUCGUCUGCUACAAGAACCAUAUGUUCCGGGUUGAGGUGGUAGUGGAGGGAACCAGGAUGAGCCAGCAGCAGAUCACGACACAGCUGCAGGAAGUCUUGAAGGCUGUAGACGAGUAUGAGGGUUCGGAUCCUCCUCCUGUGGGCAUUAUGACCUCUGACAACCGGAGAACCUGGGCCCAGAGUCGACAGAUACUGGCGGGAGAGACGGAAAACCAGAAGAUCCUGCGGGUUCUGGAGACGUGUGUGCUGGUGGUGUGUUUCGACGACCCUCUGCCGUCAAAAUUCAACCUGGCGACCCGCACCAGCCACCGAGCCAGCCUCAGCAAGCGUUCCUCAAGCAUCAACAUGAAUGCUCAGAACACGCCGACGGAGGAUAUGACAACGAGAGACGAGGUAAACGCCGGCCAUCAGAUGAUCCAUGGUGGAGGCUUUAACCACAACACAGCCAACAGGUGGUUUGACAAGACCGUCCAGUUCGUGGUGACGCGGGAUGGUUGGUGUGGACUCUGUUACGAACACUCCUGCGCCGAAGGUAUCGUCGUCAUCCAGCUGGUGGAACAGAUCCUGCAGGCUACCACCGCCGAGAAGGCGCAGCAAGAGGAGAACGUGCCAGAGGGAGUGACGCAGCCAGAGUUUGAAGGACAACAAGACCCAGAAGCAGUAAAAGCAGCAGCAGGAGGAGGGGCGUCUGAGGUAGGGUUUCCAUCCCCUGAGGAACCCGCCCCGUCCCCCACCAGGCUGGAGUGGAAAGUCACGCCCGUCAUCUACCGUCGGAUGCAGGAGGCCGCUGACCAUAUUGACAGGCUGGUGGAGGACCUGGACUUCCGCAUACUGAGGUACCUCGGCUACGGCAGGAACUUCAUGAAGAAGGCCAAGUGUUCCCCCGACGCCUUCAUCCAGCUGGCCCUACAGCUGGCCUUCUUCAGGUGCCAUGGGCAGCUUACCAGCACCUACGAGAGCGCCAGCACCCGUAGGUUCCGCCUGGGCCGUGUCGACUCCAUCAGGGCCAACACCCCGCAGGUGCUGGCCUGGUGUGAAGCAAUGGUCCUCAACGCUCCUUUGGCCGAUCGCCUGACGAAGUACGAGACGGCUAUCAAACUACAGACGGAGAUUAUGGUGAACAACAUCUUGGGACAAGGUAUAGACAUCCACCUGUUGGGUUUGAGGGAAAUGGCUAAAGAGAUGGGUGUCGACGCCCCUAUCUUCAGCCAUAGGUCUUAUCACGUCUCCAAUCACUUCCGUCUGUCUACCAGUCAGGUGCCGACACUAUCAGAUUCAUGGAUGGGCUACGGAGCUGUUGUACCUGAUGGCUACGGUGCCUCCUAUAACCCCCACCCAGAUUCCAUCGUCUUCUGCCUCUCUGCCUUUAAUUCAUGCGAGGAGACUUCUACUCUGGAGUUUGGCAGGAGCCUCGAGCGAGCACUAGACGAAAUGAGAGUUCUUAUGGAAUCAAAGUUCAAAUAAAAAGGAUUCUCUGUUUUUCUCAAUAUUUUUUUUUUCUGGAGCCAAACGAUUAUACAAAAAAAAUACCCACGAAAUAUUAAUACAGCUUUGGAUGUUCUUUUUUUUUUUUUGGAUGAAAUUUUACGGUUUUACUGAAUAUACUUUGUGAUUUAUUAUUAUACAGUUUUCAGUGUGUUUGUUUGUUUGUUUUAUAGGAAUUUGUAUCUUGUGUUUGUUGGAGAGGGUUAAUGUUUGUUGGAGAGGGUUAAUGAUUGGUUGAGAGAAUUUAUGUUUGUUUCAGAGGCUUAAUGUUUGUUUCAGAGGCUUAAUGUUUGUUUGAGAAGGUUAAUGUUUACUUCAGAAGGUUAAUGUUUACUUCAGAAGGUUAAUGUUUCCCAGGUGCUUACAAAAGGACUCCACAUCCAGGUGGUCGACAUAGGUGCAGUUCUAAGACAAUUUGUCCCCCUAAGACUGACAGACUUUACUCUCACUACCUGAUGUUCUGUACCCACUCGCUGUGUCUGUCUGUGUCUCCAGAGAUUAAUUUUAUACAGCUACUGAAGCUUCUGAACUGUAUUUAUUGCUGAAUGUCAUAAUAAUGUUGGAACAUAUAAAGAGAUAUAUAUAUAUAAAUGUAAACAUAUAAAAAAAAACUGGUCCAGGCUAAACCAUUUUAGAGGAGAAAAAAAUAAAUCAAGUUUGCACAUAGAUUAGCGUAGGGGGGCCAUUGUUGACUAUAGUUAGGUAGUUUAGUUUAUGUAUGAAUGACAGACGUGAGUAGUUAUGAUAUCUGCAUUCAGCUGCGUUGUUCGGUGAUGGUUUAUGAUAACAGUUAACACUUCCUUAGUCUAACACGUUAAUUAAACAACAGUAGGUGCUUCGAUGUAGUGAUUUAGUUUGGUAGUUAGUCAGUUAGUUAGCCUUUGUUAGGGGUGUGGCGGGCAACGACAUCCUGCUGCUUAGAUGACAGUACUGUGUAAUCUUAUGUACAUACUGUAUACCUGGUGAGUUCCGGGGGCUAUUGGCGAGUUCUGGGGGCUACUGGCGAGUUCCGGGGGUUACCUGCGAGUUCUGGGGGCUACUGGCGAGUUCGGGGUUACCUGCGAGUUCUGGGGGCUACUGGCGAGUUCUGGGGAACACCGGCGAGUUCUGGGGGCUACUGGCGAGUUCUGGGGGCUACUGGCGAGUUCUGGGGGCUACUGUCGAGUUCUGGGGGCUA
Homarus americanus (American lobster) is the source of this 3639-nucleotide messenger RNA. RefSeq names its product choline O-acetyltransferase-like (gene ChAT). Gene Ontology annotation, cellular component: cytoplasm; neuron projection. Bases 78 to 2441 code for a protein of 787 amino acids. The record is from RefSeq and is a predicted model, not a curated record. Gene Ontology annotation, molecular function: choline O-acetyltransferase activity. Lineage: Eukaryota; Metazoa; Arthropoda; Malacostraca; Decapoda; Nephropidae. Gene Ontology annotation, biological process: acetylcholine biosynthetic process; neuromuscular synaptic transmission. The transcript is spliced from 14 exons.